CAGACCUUGAGCUUCAUUAACAGCACCUCAGGUCACCGACCGGCAUCAAAGAUUUCUGCUGAUCCUGAUCACCGCUGCCCACCAUGAUCCUGUGCCUGCUCUUCCCCAUUCUUAUCCUCGGUAAUGUGGAGUCACAGACAGCCAAUGUGACGGGACAUGGAGAGCUGAACAGUGUUGAGGGGAAUCAAACAUUCACAGAGUCCAGCAUGAACAACAGUACAGUGAUACCGGCCAACGUGACAUACAGUUUGUACAAAGAUGAGACGAGUCUAAUUGAGGUUGAACUGCAAAACAACCAAACUUCUACCGUUAUCACAGAGGAUGAUGAGGAUUUUCAGGAGCAGGAAAAGAAGCAUCCAGGCAGACACUGCCAGGAGGACAUGCUGGUACUCUACAGUUACCACUACUGUGGUGAAAUUUUUAACAUGGAAAUGUCGUCAAUCAGCAAAGACAACUGGUGUGUCUUGGAAAAUAUUCUCAGACCAUACAGCAACAUGACGUUCUGCUUGGAGAAUAUAUCUAACUUGUUUGGCUGUUAUUACCCGAACUCCAACAUUCAGGACUUCUUCCUUCACAUCCACUCGUCCUACUUCUUCAACUGCUCCAGAGAGGAGCUGCCUGUGCUCGUGGACGCCCCUCAGUGGCUGGUGAUCGUCCUCACUCUCAUUCCGGUCAGCCUCAUCCCUGUACUGGUUUAUCUGGUGGUUUUGAAAAGUAAUAUUCAAGAGUGAGUCAUGUCAGACCUGCGUCAUGUAAACCUCGUGUUACAGAGUGUGUUAUAUACGAGAAUAUGCUCUAGACAGUGCUGUAUAUAUUGUAUAACCAGUCUGGUAGGAAGUUAGAAGAUGAGUAAAUUAUGAAGUUGUAAAAUGAGGACAACAUUCAUAAAUUCAAAUGUGGGUGAAAUGAAUCUCCAGAAAUGUGAAGUUUUUUACUUUUAUACAUUUUUUAUAUGUGAUUAACUAAAUAUUAAAGGUAUAGUUCAACAUUUUGGUAAAUAAACUUAUUUGCUUCAUUUUUAUACUACAGUAUCUUCCAUUUAAAGGUGGGGUAAGCAGAAAUCUAGAAAGGAAAACAAAAAAAAAUACACUAUGCUCCUGCAGCUCUCUUGUCUCUGUCCCAAGCCCCUCCCACCAGACGACCACAGUCAUAUGCACACACUAAAUACAGUAACCCGAUGCUUCUAAUGCAUGGAUUUAUUUUAUUUUAUUGUGGAGCUGCACUCAGCCCCUCCUUGUCCUGCUCACUCUCUAUUUAUCAAUCCAAUAAGAUUUGCCAGCUCGCCACAACACUGUCUCUCCGCCUCGCUCCCCGCCUCUGUGGACUGUUUCCCUGGGUGGAGAGCAGGCAGCAGCUCUGGAGAUGGAUCUUUAGUCUGCACCUUAAAUUCAGCCAGCGCAAACCCACCCCAGCACCUGAUGUCACAGCGGGCUGGUGGCCAGCGGCAGCACCAGGUCUAACCUGUGUAACAGCAGCAACAGAAAGUUUGCUGAUCCAGCAAGGGGCCAAGGCUGUCGAGUUCCCCGCAGUACGAGUUUGCACUGGCUGAAUUUGGAUGCUGCAGCUGCUGACUGGAGAUCAGUCUCCAGAGCUGCUACCCACUCUCCUUCCGGCAUAGUGGUCUGUUUGUGUGGAGGACACUGUGAUGUGAGGCUCUAGCUAACGUUAGCUACAUAAUCGUGACCUUGAAGCUGCAGCCAUGAGUCUUUAGCUCUGGUUAGCAGAAGGCUUAACAAUGAGCAACGUUUUCUCCCCAUCUCUGAAACACUCCGCUGAUACUGACACAUUUUGGCCCAACCCCAAUACCCCCCUUGCCCACUACCCCUUGGCCCUCAAACUGAAGCAACGAGGGGCAGAGGUAGAAAUCUUUCCCUAGGAAUUGGGACACCACUCUCUACGUCACCGCAUCAGUUACAUUCACGCAUACGUAACUAUUUUAAACAGGAAGCUGCGAGCCAUCUACAUUUCCAACCAGCAUCUACAAUGGAGUCUCCAGUUGAGUUCAUCCUACCGAUCACGUUUGCCGCAUUCAUCAUGCUUCAUUUGAUGAACGACAGGGCACUUUAGCUAGCUAGCUAACAAGCUAACAUUACAAGGCAGCAUAGUUAUACUAGCUGGCGUGUUAUCAUAAUGUGAAAAAUCCGACAAUUUUGCAGAACAGGACAGAUGACAGACACCAGAUAGUGCGAGCUAGCUAGCUAGCUAACAAGCAACCUGACGACGGUAACGUUAGCUACGUAUGAACUUUUUUCCCCAUCUCUUGCUCGGUGGUAGCCAUGGCGACGUCUACCCCUCACUGGCAAGCCAGCAUCUGGAAUCCCUUGCUCCAAAGGGCUAGUUUCAUGCCCACUACCCCUACACGCAAAAAGGAAUUGGGACACCACUACCCCUCAAGGGAACGCGCAAAUGUAGGGGCAGGGCCUUUGUGUUCUGUAUAUUGUCAGACUGUCCUGUAGGGUUCAGUCACACAUGAGUGAAUGCAGGCGAGUGACCAUAGCCUGCCGAGGUGAUUAAGUGCGCACUGCCAAUUGUGACACACAGGGAAAGCUAGCUUGCUAAUAAAUACCAAUAAACAUGAUUUGGAGAGACUCUCUUUUUUUAUAACUCUGUCUACCUUUAUCGAGUUGCUUUGCAGUGUAGGCAGUUGUUGCCAAUACUGGAACAGCAACUUUCUCUGCAAGAUUAUCUGCUAUGAAUCAGGCUUUCACCAUCUGAAGGGACGUGCACACACAUCUGCAUUUGUCGAACAGCCAAUAGGAACGCCCUCUCUCUCUGAAAUGUCUUGUGAGAGGAGGUGCACAAGUGUAGGUUUCUCUCAGACUGCUUGAACUACAAUAUGCUGAAAGUUUAUUAUGGGAUUUUUGCCCAGUGACACUAAGAUAAAACUCCCCACCCCAUCUUUAAAUCUGAAUCUAAACCCAGCAGUGGGUUAGUUUGUCUUAAGGAACAGGGGUAAAGCAAGCCUGGCUCUAUAGGGAAAGGUAACAAAAUCUGCCCCUCUAAAGUUAACUAAUUAACACUUUUUAUCUUGAGUGCAGUUAUCUGUGGGAUAAUCGAGGAAGUCAGCAGAGUCACAUAACUCCCCAUGAACCCAAAACCUCAUUUCACGUCAUUUCUUCUCUUAACUCAAAGUUGAAAGAGCUCUAUUGUCUAAAAUAUUAUUCAGCUGAAUCAUUAAUGUUUGUCUUCGCUGGAAAUAUGUGGCGUCAGGAUGUAAACACACUCAAACACUGUGAAUCAGAGCUUUAAUCUCAUAAACACGGUGUUUUCAAACUUGGUAUUCUGGAGUGGAGCAAAAACAGGAAGAGAUACUUCACUGUCCUCGUACUUCUGACAACAAUGUACUAUACAUACCGACACAGGCCGGCUGAGUCACAUCUCUGUCAGAUCACCUGUGAACUGCUAUUUUCAGUAAAUAAAGUCUGGAGUGUAUUUUUUCA
This is a messenger RNA of Epinephelus fuscoguttatus (brown-marbled grouper), 3440 nucleotides long. RefSeq lists its product as uncharacterized. Gene Ontology annotation, molecular function: coreceptor activity. The coding region runs from base 84 to 731 and encodes 215 amino acids. The transcript has 5 exons. NCBI's taxonomy places the organism in Eukaryota, Metazoa, Chordata, Actinopteri, Perciformes, Serranidae. Gene Ontology annotation, biological process: receptor internalization; G protein-coupled receptor signaling pathway; angiogenesis. Gene Ontology annotation, cellular component: cell surface; membrane; signaling receptor complex. The record is from RefSeq and is a predicted model, not a curated record.